Messenger RNA from Pectinophora gossypiella (pink bollworm), 999 nucleotides. RefSeq names its product trypsin-7-like. NCBI's taxonomy places the organism in Eukaryota, Metazoa, Arthropoda, Insecta, Lepidoptera, Gelechiidae. The record is from RefSeq and is a predicted model, not a curated record. Gene Ontology annotation, molecular function: serine-type endopeptidase activity. Gene Ontology annotation, biological process: proteolysis. The transcript is spliced from 9 exons. Bases 1 to 960 code for a protein of 319 amino acids.
AUGGCCGUGGUUGAGUGUUUGGCUCACGACACGGAGGCCCCAGCUGGCAUAGUAAGUACACCACAACAACAUCGGUCGACGUCUGCGACGACGUCCAGAGCGGACCUGGAAUGCGAGUUCCCACCUAAAAUGGAGGAAGACCUCACUCAUAUAAGACGAAAGAGAUUGACCACCGAGACUGGACUGGUUUGUCUUGAAGACUAUCCGUUUACUGUUUCAAUAAGAUUACAUGGUAAGCACUGGUGUGGUGGUGCGAUAGUUGGAAAGCAAUGGGUUUUGACAGCAGCUCAAUGCUUUGACUAUGUAACCAAGGAGGAAGUAUCCGUGCGCAUGGGAUCAGUAUUUAGAGACUUCGGCGGCAGAAUACUCUCUGUGAUCGAUCUCAAACGACAUCCAGAUUACAGAAUGGAUCAGUACUAUCCUGAACACAAUUUGGCUAUGAUCAAGGUAAACAUCCCUAUAACGCCGUCAAGCCGCAUGCAGCCUGUAGCAGUGGCAGUAGCUGAUGCAGACAUGCCACCUGUGUUUGGAGAAACCAUUGUUACUGGUUUUGGAUCUGUGGUGUCUGGUCAAAUUCGUGAGGGUGAGAACCAAGAGCUUCGGCGCAUGAUCGUCCGAGAAAUUCCACGAUCCGAAUGCAGACUGAUCUACGGAAGCGACUACCAUCUCCAACACGAUCACAUGUGCCUUCAGAGCAUUGUCAAAGGCAUCGCUUUGUGUGCUGGCGACAUUGGCGAUCCAGCUGUGCAUUUUAGCGGGAUGAAUCGAGCGGGUACAUUAUAUGGCAUCGCUCUUUUCUCUGGAACCGAAGAGUGUGCUUACAAGUCCAAACCAGGGGUUUUUGCUAAGGUAUCAUACAGUAGAACGUGGAUUGACAAAGUUCUCAACGAUAGUGACCACGAAGCGGUGGAGAGUGCAGACAGCGGUGACAAUGCUAUACCACUGGAAUUAGACAAAUAAAUUGUACACAAUGGCAACAUUAUUACUGUAAUAUUAUAA